AUCGUGCUCUACCUGCUGGGCGGCGCCGCCGUCUUCUCGGCGCUGGAGCUGGCGCACGAGCUCCAGGCCAAGCAGCGCUGGGAGGAGCGCCUGGCCACCUUCAGCCGCCGCCACAACCUGAGCCGCGACGAGCUGCGCGACUUUCUCCGCCACUACGAGGAGGCCACCGAGGCCGGCAUCCGCGUGGACAACGCUCGCCAGCGCUGGGACUUCACCGGCGCCUUCUACUUCGUGGGAACGGUCGUGUCCACCAUAGGGUUUGGGAUGACAACUCCAGCGACAGUAGGAGGGAAAAUCUUUCUGAUCUUCUAUGGCCUCAUCGGGUGCGCAAGCACCAUCCUGUUCUUCAACCUCUUCCUGGAGCGCCUGAUCACCGUUAUUGCCUACAUCAUGAAGUCGUGCCACCAGCGGCAGCUCCGGAGCCGGAGGGCCCUGCCCCAGGAGAGCCUGAAGAACGCGGGCAAGGGCGAGGUGGACAGCCUGGCCGGCUGGAAGCCCUCCGUGUACUAUGUCAUGCUCAUCCUCUGCAUGGCCUCCCUCCUCAUCUCUUGCUGCGCGUCAGCCAUGUACACCUCCGUCGAAGGAUGGAGCUACUUUGACUCGCUCUACUUCUGCUUUGUGGCUUUCAGCACCAUUGGCUUUGGGGACCUCGUCAGCAGCCAGAACGCCCAGUAUGACAGCCAAGGCCUCUACCGCUUCGCCAAUUUUGUCUUCAUCCUCAUGGGCGUCUGCUGCAUCUACUCCUUAUUCAACGUCAUCUCCAUCCUCAUCAAACAGUCCGUGAACUGGAUCCUGAGGAAAAUGGAUGGCGGGUGCCGUCAACAGUGCCAAAGUGGACUCUCGCGGUCACGGAGGAAUGUCAUCAUGCCGGGCCAUGUCCAGAACCGCUGCAACAUCUCCAUAGAAACGGAUGGGGUGAUGGAGAGUGACACGGAUGGGCGGCGUCCUUCGGGGGAGAUGAUCUCCAUGAAGGACUUCUUGGCAGCCAACAAGGUCUCGCUGGCCGUCCUCCAGAAGCAGCUGUCGGAGACAGCCAAUGGCUGCCCUCACCAGGCCAGCACGCUGUCUCGGGACAAUGAAUUCUCAGGGGGGGUAGGAGCCUUUGCUAUAAUGAACAAUAGGCUGGCAGAGACUAGCGGGGACAGGUAG
Messenger RNA from Pteropus alecto (black flying fox), 1149 nucleotides. RefSeq names its product potassium two pore domain channel subfamily K member 13 (gene KCNK13). Lineage: Eukaryota; Metazoa; Chordata; Mammalia; Chiroptera; Pteropodidae. Gene Ontology annotation, molecular function: potassium ion leak channel activity. The record is from RefSeq and is a predicted model, not a curated record. Gene Ontology annotation, cellular component: membrane. Gene Ontology annotation, biological process: potassium ion transmembrane transport; stabilization of membrane potential. The annotation marks the transcript as partial. The transcript has 2 exons.